Molecule: messenger RNA, 1749 nt
Organism: Exophiala aquamarina CBS 119918
Lineage: Eukaryota; Fungi; Ascomycota; Eurotiomycetes; Chaetothyriales; Herpotrichiellaceae
Product: threonine ammonia-lyase, biosynthetic
Exons: 1
Coding region: 1-1749 (582 amino acids)
Biological process (GO): L-threonine catabolic process
Molecular function (GO): threonine deaminase activity; pyridoxal phosphate binding
Source: RefSeq, a predicted model, not a curated record
AUGGACACUACAACCUCUACCUCCGCCUUCCCUGCCUCCGCAUACGCCGAGCCUCUCGUCAAUGGCAACGGCAUCAACACCAGUGGACGCACGACUCCGUCAACGCCCAGGCGGUCAACGUUGGCCAUGACUGAAUACACUGCAAUGCCUACUCCUCCCUCAGAACGAGCAGAACUCCCAAUCUACGAUGUUCCCUCCGAGUUCAUUCUUCCCAGUGGCUACCCAGACUACCUCCGUCUCAUCCUCACCUCCCGAGUCUACGAUGUAGUCACCGAGUCACCUCUAUCGCACGCAGUUAAUCUCUCCAAUCGCCUGGAGUGCAAGGUCCUGCUCAAGCGCGAAGAUCUCCUACCCGUAUUCUCGUUCAAAUUAAGAGGCGCUUACAACAAAAUGGCCCAUUUACCGCCCAAAGCCAGCUGGAAAGGUGUCAUUGCUUGCUCCGCUGGGAACCACGCUCAGGGCGUUGCCUAUUCGGCCAGACAUUUAAAAAUCCCUGCCACCAUAGUCAUGCCUGAAGGAACCCCCGCCAUCAAACAUAUGAAUGUCUCUCGUAUGGGUGGCAGUGUUGUGUUGCAUGGCACCGACUUUGACUCGGCCAAAGAGCAUUGCCAUCUACUCGAGAAACAGUACGGCCUCACCAAUAUCCCCCCUUUUGAUGAUCCCUAUGUUAUUGCCGGCCAAGGGACCAUCGGAAUGGAAUUGCUGAGGCAAACUUCCCUGCAGAAAUUAAAGGCCAUCUUCUGUUGUGUGGGUGGCGGCGGCUUGAUCGCUGGAAUAGGCGUUUACGUCAAGCGGAUAGCACCUCACGUCAAGAUUAUCGGCGUGGAAGCUUCAGACGCCAAUGCCCUAGUCGAGUCUCUCAAGAAGGGCAAGAGAGUCCUCCUAUCCGAAGUGGGCUUGUUUGCAGAUGGGGCCGCUGUCAAGACUGUGGGAGAGGAGACCUUUCGACUAUGUGAAGAGGUCGUUGAUGAAGUCAUUGAAGUCAGCACGGACGAGAUUUGUGCCGCUAUAAAGGACGUCUUCGAGGACACCAGAUCUAUCCUGGAGCCCGCAGGCGCUCUUUCUCUGGCUGGUUUGAAGAAAUGGGUUGCCCAGAAUCCAUCGGAAGAUUCAAGUCGGGAACUGGUAGCAGUCGCCAGUGGAGCCAACAUGAAUUUCGAUAGACUACGCUUUGUCGCUGAAAGGGCCAAUAUUGGCGAACAGAAGGAAGCCCUCCUCGCUGUAACCAUACCUGAACGGGCAGGGACUUUUGCCGCCUUGAUUGAGGCCGUCCUUCCUCAAGCAGUCACCGAGUUCUCCUACAGAUAUGCCUCACCAGAUUAUGCUCAUGUCCUCAUGGGUCUUUCCAUAUCAUCCGCUGCGAAUCGAGACAAAGAACUCGGCUCUCUCUUCACCCGACUUGCCGCUGGGAAUAUGGUGGCCAAAGACAUCUCAGACGACGAGAUUGCAAAGACACAUCUUCGCUAUCUCGCCGGAGGUCGAUCCGGAGUGGCUAAUGAAAGACUGUACACAUUCGAGUUUCCCGAACGACCAGGCGCUCUUUUCAAAUUCCUUCGAACCCUGAGACACGGCCAGAGCUUGUCACUGUUUCACUACAAGAACUAUGGGGGCGAUGUGGCCAGGAUACUCUGUGGUGUUCAGUGUCCCGACUCAGAGAGACACCAGUUGGAAGGCUUCCUCAAGGAGGUCGGUUACCCAUUCAAGGAGUGUACGAACAAUGAAACAUAUAAGAUGUUCUUGAGGGACUAA